CCUGAGCUCUCCUCUCUUGCGUGCAGUGAGCCAACCCACGACGUCGGAUGAGACGGUGGUGGCUGGUGGCACAGUGGUGCUCAAGUGCCAGGUGGAGGACCCUGACGACUCCUCGCUGCAGUGGUCCAACCCUGCCCAGCAGACCCUCUACUUUGGGGAGAAACGAGCCCUACGAGACAACAGGAUCCAGCUGGAGAGGUCCACACCCAACGAACUGACCAUCAGCAUCAGCGACGUGGUGCUGUCGGAUGAGGGGGAAUACACCUGCUCCAUCUUCACCAUGCCCGUGCGGACCGCCAAGGCCCUCGUCACCGUGCUGGGAAUCCCUCAGAAACCCCAAAUCUUUGGCCACGAGCAGCCCAUCGACGAGGAGAAAAUCGCCCGGCUCACGUGCCGAUCCUCCGGCAGCAAACCUGCAGCGCAGCUCCGGUGGAAGAAGGGCAACAAAGAGCUGAAGGCUGAGGGCACCGAGGUGGUGGAGGACUCGAAUGGGAAGACCUUCACCGUCAGCAGCCGGGUGGAAUUCCGUGUCACCAAGGAGGACAACGACGCCGAGGUGACCUGCACCGUGGACCACGAGUCCUUGCAGAACUCCGAGAGGUCAACCACACAGAAGCUGCAGGUCCACUACAAACCAACAGCGAAGAUCGAACCGCACCCGCAGUACCCAAGGGAAGGAGAGAAGCUGCAACUGCAGUGUGACGGGCAAGGCAACCCCGUCCCCCAGGAGUUCCUAUGGGAGAAGGAGGGCAGCGACGCCCCGCUGCAGCUGAGCUCCGACAGCAUCCUCAUCUUCCCCUUCCUCAACAAGAGCGACAGCGGCACCUACAUCUGCACGGCCACCAGCUCCAUGGGCAGCGUCAUCGCCAAGUACAACCUGGACGUCAGCGAUCCUUCCCAGCUCCCCACCCCACACGUUCACUCCACUCCAGCCCCUCCGCCAGGCCCUUCCCAGCCCAUCUCUCAUGCUUCCAUGGCCACCGCUUCAUCCUCCACUCCAGCUCCCAUCCAAGACGCCAGUCCGGUGCCGUCGACUUCCAGCACUUACCACGCGGUCAUCGGCGGAGUGGUGGCCGUCAUCGUCUUCCUCCUGCUCAGCCUCCUCAUCGUGCUGGGACAUUACCUGAUCAGGCACAAAGGUGUGUGCAUAAGACACGGGGAGACCAUCACCGCCAGGCCGCAGCAAAACCCACCCGAGGUGGUGAUGUGCACCUACCUGACCCACGAGGCCAAGGGCUCCGAUGACGCUCCGGAUGCCGACACGGCCAUCAUCAACGCGGAGGGCGGCCAAGCGGGCGGCGACGACAAGAAGGAAUAUUUCAUCUAAAGGGCGUCGGAGAGGGUGAGAAAUGGAGCCAGCGAACCCCGAUGGAAACGGAAACCAGACCACAAACCCCACUCAACCCAACAGAUUUACUCUCGUGCCCGGCACGGGCGGACGGAUGGACGGACGGACGGAGGGAUGGCGGGACAGAGAGCAGAGAGCGACCGGCUGAGAUGUGAUGAUGCUUCUUGUUGAACUUGUACAAAACGUUGUUACUACGAACAGCGAAAGCCCCGUUUGCUUGCUUGCACCUCCAACCCCGCGCCCGGCGCUCGCGCGAAACACAGACCAAGCAGUGAGUGAGCGACGUUCCUUCUUCCUUCGGACCUUUGCUUCGGUUUCGUGGCUGCUCUUUGCUUUGAGCCCUCGGUUGGGGUGUCGGGCUGGGGUCGAUGUAGCUCUUUUCCUUUCGUUUCUCUUCCGUUUUGGGUUUUCGUUUUUGAUGCCCGAGGAUAAAAUCAGCUCCGGGCUCUGCGUCGUCGGUGCUCCCACCGAGAGCUGGGACCUCCCCGUCGUCCCCGGUCCGUAGGGAUGGGGUUUGCUGUGGAUCCCCCCGCAUCCCUGCCCUGAUUUUAUCCUUGCUGGUCCUCAUCCGACAGCGUCUGCUGGGGAGGCGAGCUGCCCUCGUGCCGGCGGUGUGUGAAGGGGCUGAGAUUCCAGGGUGGGAACUGCCGAAGCCUCCGGAGAUGCUGGGAGCUGCCGGGCACCGCGGCCGCCCCCGUUCCCAUCCAGUGUGAGGCGGGGGGAGAGGGCAGGGUUU
Molecule: messenger RNA, 2084 nt
Organism: Centrocercus urophasianus (Greater sage-grouse)
Lineage: Eukaryota; Metazoa; Chordata; Aves; Galliformes; Phasianidae
Gene: CADM3
Product: cell adhesion molecule 3
Exons: 10
Coding region: 281-1327 (348 amino acids)
Biological process (GO): homophilic cell-cell adhesion
Cellular component (GO): presynaptic membrane
Source: RefSeq, a predicted model, not a curated record